Rubroshorea leprosula is the source of this 1886-nucleotide messenger RNA. The record is from the annotation of a GenBank genome assembly. Lineage: Eukaryota; Viridiplantae; Streptophyta; Magnoliopsida; Malvales; Dipterocarpaceae.
AAAAAGCAUCAAGAAUUCCGAUCUUCCAUACUAUAAUAUUUCUCCAAUCAAUGACAUGCCAAAAGCAAACGGCACGAAGAUUCCCAGAAUCCCACGCCUUCUCUAAUCCUAUAGAGUCCACCAACUCAGAAUCAUCAGAUUCAAUCAUCUCUUUCUUUUCCUGUUUGUUUAUUCAUACCUGUAUCUCCAUCUUCUUAUCUAUUGCUGGACCUUCAGGCUUCAGCCAAUUCUUCAUCCAAUGGCUUCACUUUCUUUUACUUGGAUCGGAGGGAACAGCCGGACCCCAGUUGCUGACUUUGCUGGGUCUCGCCGCCCUCCUCCGGGGACAGCUCGGACCGCCCGAGUUGGCUUCAGGGUUCUUGCUUCUGAGUCUAGAGGAGAACCUGAUUUGAGUGUCACUGUAAAUGGGUUGAAAAUGCCCAACCCCUUUGUCAUCGGGUCAGGCCCUCCUGGUACCAACUAUACUGUCAUGAAGAGAGCCUUCGAUGAAGGCUGGGGUGCUGUGAUUGCCAAAACUGUUUCACUAGACGCAGCCAAAGUUAUAAAUGUAACUCCUCGAUAUGCAAGGCUACGAGCUGGAGCAAAUGGUUCUGCCAAGGGACAGAUUAUUGGGUGGGAGAACAUAGAACUAAUAAGUGACAGACCACUUGAACUCAUGUUGAAAGAAUUUAAGCAACUGAAAGAAGAAUAUCCAGAUAGGAUUCUAAUUGCUUCUAUCAUGGAGGAGUAUAACAAAGCUGCUUGGGAAGAACUUGUCGACAGAGUUGAGCAAACUGGAGUUGAUGCCAUUGAAGUCAAUUUCUCCUGCCCUCAUGGUAUGCCUGAGCGUAAAAUGGGUGCUGCAGUUGGGCAAGAUUGUGCAUUGUUGGAGGAGGUUUGUGGAUGGAUAAAUGCAAAAGCAACUGUUCCUGUGUGGGCAAAGAUGACUCCUAAUAUCACUGACAUCGCACAGCCAGCUAGAGUGGCUUUGCAAUCAGGAUGUGAGGGGGUGGCUGCCAUUAAUACAAUCAUGAGUGUAAUGGGAAUUAAUCUCAAUACCUUACGCCCAGAGCCUUGUGUUGAGGGGUACUCAACUCCUGGGGGCUAUUCAUCCAAGGCUGUCCAUCCUAUUGCCCUUGGAAAGGUGAUGAGCAUUGCAAAGAUGAUGAAAUCAGAGUUUAACGACAAGGAAUACUCUCUUUCUGGCAUCGGAGGUGUUGAGUCUGGUAGUGAUGCAGCUGAAUUUAUUCUUCUUGGAGCAAAUACUGUUCAGGUCUGUACAGGGGUUAUGAUGCAUGGGUAUGGCCUCGUUAAGCAACUUUGUGAAGAGCUAAAGGAUUUCAUGAAGAUGCACAAUUUCUCAUCAAUAGAAGAUUUCAGAGGGGUUUCUCUUCAAUAUUUUACAACUCACAUGGAUUUGGUGCAACGGCAACAAGAAGCAAUUCGACAGAGGAAAGCUAUCAAGAUAGGUUUGCAAUCUGACAAAGAUUGGACAGGAGAUGGAUUCGUAAAAGAGAGUGAGAGCAUGGUUUCUAACUGAAUCAUAUGACUCCAGUAAGUCUUCUUCCUUGUAUGAUUGAAAAUAAAGAAGCUUCCUUUCUUUCAAUGUCAGAAUUGUGCAGUAACUAGCUGGGUUACUGAUGUAAUAACAUUUCUUCAAAUUGUCUUGUCAAGUUGUUUGAAAGCAAAAUAAAUGAAUAAUAAAUAACAGGAAUAUUUUUAUCAUGAACAAAGUCCAGGAAUCCACAGGCAUAGAAUACAAUGAUCCUACCAAGUUUACAUGUUUUCUGUCAUGAAGAAGAAUCAUCACAACUGCUGUUUUUGGAUGAGCUAUCCUGCAUUAUGUUGAUCGUUGCUUCACUUGAUAUCAGCACUUUGUCGCUGCAAAACAAAGUUCAAACAUUAAU